Messenger RNA from Anthonomus grandis grandis, 6095 nucleotides. RefSeq lists its product as uncharacterized. NCBI's taxonomy places the organism in Eukaryota, Metazoa, Arthropoda, Insecta, Coleoptera, Curculionidae. The record is from RefSeq and is a predicted model, not a curated record. The transcript has 2 exons. Gene Ontology annotation, biological process: DNA integration. Gene Ontology annotation, molecular function: nucleic acid binding. Bases 539 to 5737 code for a protein of 1732 amino acids.
AUUAAAGAAACAACUGUAUUAUAAUUGUUCGGAACUUUUGAUAUUCUUAGUUUUACCCUGCCCGGACUAACAAUUUAGCAACCAUUUAUCGACCGGACUAAUACAACGACGUCACCGUCGCGAGGUUUUAUGCGCACUUUUCGGCCGGUUCACGCUGGGCAAAAAAGAAAAAAUAUUGCGUCAGUUGGCUGGAUGAUUUGUCAGGGACCAUACGUUCUCCGUGCCCAGUCAAAACACAAAACGUGGUUUAUUUUUUAUGUAUUUAUAUAUUUAAAUUAAUAUUAAGUAGGAAUAUGAAAAACCACAAGUGAAAAUACAGUCCACUAAGAUUCCAAAAAGGGGAGCAAUCCCCCACAUUUUUUGGCCUUCGAACCGAGAUAGAGUGAAUUUGCGAAUUGGUGAAGCUAUUUUAAUUGGCAGAAGCAAGUGGGUAAGUCCUGUUUAUCACAUCCUUUGCUUAAGUGGAUUCGAAGUUGCUAAUAAAGUUACUUUAUUUUGUGUGUUGUAAAUUGGUUUUAGUCUAUUUUGUGUUUUUAAAAUGGAGGAAAAACAAAAGUUUAUUAAGAGUAGAAGUUCCUUUAAGGGGCAGUUAACUAUUUUUAAAAAGGUUUUUGAGGGGUUUCAGGGUAAAACCUCCUUAAGUGAUGUUGAACUAAGUGAGGUACAAGAAAGGCUGACUAAAUUAGAUAUUCUUUACGAUAAGUUUGAAAAUGUUCAAAAUGAGUUAGAGAUGCUGGCUGAAGACAUAGACGUAGAGCUAAAAGAAAGAUCCAUGUUUGAGGAUGGAUAUUUUGCGUUAAAAUCUCAAGCUAAAGUUAUGUUAAAAGGUUUUACACUCGAAGUGGAUGAUUCUUCUAGUUUAAAUGGUAGUGGUAGUCACAGGAGCAGUCACAGAUCUAAUAACAGUCACCGGUCAAUGUCAGCUGAUUUAAGGGGGGUUAAAUUACCUGUAAUAACAUUGCCUAAGUUCUCGGGGGACUACAAAGCUUGGCUAGAGUUUCGUGAUAUUUUUAGUAGUCUUAUACACGAAAAUGAAACUUUAACAUUAAUUCAGAAGUUUCACUACCUACGUGCAUCACUGGAGGGCGUUGCAGCACAAGUUAUAAGUUCUUUAGAUUUUUGUAGCACUAAUUACAGCAUAGCUUGGACAACUUUGUGCGACAGGUUUAAUAACAACAAAUUACUUGUUCAUUUGCAUUUAAAAUCUUUAUUUGAUCUUGAACCGAUAAAUAAAGAGUCCGCAGAGAAAAUACGGUUUUUAAUUGACAGCGUGUCAAAAAGUUUAAAUGCUUUAACCGCGUUAAAACAAGAAACAGAGCACUGGGGUACUUUAAUUAUGUACUUGGUUAGUACUAAGCUAGAUCCAAUAACAGAUCGUGAGUGGGAAGAAUUUAAGGGCUCUAAAGAUGAAAUUCUUUCGUGGGAAGAUUUAAAGGGUUUUUUGAAGUCGCGUGCUGAUUUAUUAGAGACUUUGGAGCGAAAAGGGGGUCUAGAAGUACACAAUAAAAAGGAUUCGUCUAAGUUUCAGGAAAAAAGAAGGUACGGUCCUGGAUCUAAAACUUUUCAUGCUAAUGAGGUAAAGUGUGUUUCUUGUAAGGGUAACCAUUCGAUUCUAAAUUGCUCUGACUUCUUAAAGAUGUCAGUAAAUGACCGUGUUGACAAGGUAAAGCAAUUAAGGUUGUGUAUAAACUGUUUGAAAGGUGGGCAUUACAGUAGAUUUUGUCGGUUUAAUGCGUGUAAUAAGUGUAAAUUAAAGCAUAAUAUAUUAUUACAUUUUGACACUCCAAAGGCUGCGGAGCCAGAGGUUAGUGCAGACCAACACCAGCAGCAGGUGUCGCUUUCUUCUUUUAAUUCUGAUGUGCAUGUGCUUUUGUCUACAGUUUUAUUGGAAAUUCAGGAUAUUAAUGGAUCUUGGCAUGUUGCUCGUGCACUUCUCGAUUGUGGGAGUCAGUCAAACUUUAUCUCUUUAGAGUUGUGUGAAAGAUUGAAAAUAAAUAAAGAGGACAUACACAUCACUGUAGGAGGGUUAGGCCAGUCUUCUUCUAGGGUAAAAUAUAGGUGCAAUGUAAGUGUUCAGUCUUUACACAAUGGUUUUAGUACGAAUUUGAAUUGUUUAGUGUUGCCUGAGAUAACUGGGUAUAUACCGAGUGUAAAGCUUGAUGUCAGUAGUCUGGAUAUUCCAAAGAACAUUACUUUAGCUGAUCCUUCAUAUCAUAGACCUGGAAAAGUCGAUUUAUUAAUUGGGAAUGAGUUAUUUUAUCAGUUGCUUUGUAUUGGACAAGUAAAUUUGGGUUCUAACAAGCCUAUUUUGCAGAAAACUAGGUUUGGGUGGGUGAUUUCAGGUCCUAUAGUGGGCUUAAGUAAAAAUCCCGAAGUGUUUUGCAAUUUUAGUAUGAAUUCUUCCCAAUCGAGUGUUGAGUUUGAUUUACAGAGGUUCUGGGAGGUAGAGCACGAUUUUUCGAGUGUUAAAAGGGUGUGGUCAGAGGAGGAGAGCGCUUGUGAGGCUCACUUUAAAGAAACAUUCCAAAGGGACAUCGAUGGGCGUUUUAUUGUUUCAAUGCCUUUAAAAGGUCCAAUAGAUAGCUUGGGUGAUUCGUGGGAAAGGGCACGCCAUCGAUUCCUAUCUUUGGAGCGUAAGUUGCAGUCAAAUGCUGAUUUUAAGAGAAUGUACCAGGGUUUUAUGGAUGAAUAUAGGGACCUGGGUCAUAUGAGUGAAGUUGUCUUAGAAGAUGUGAAUAAGUUUGCUUAUUACAUGCCACACCAUGGUGUAAUGAAGAAAGAGAGUUUGACAACAAAAUUGCGAGUUGUUUUUGACUGUAGUAUGCAAACUUCAACUGGUGUAUCACUUAAUGACUUACAGAUGGUAGGGCCUGUAAUUCAACCCGAUUUGAUCAGCAUUUUAUUAAGAUUUAGGGAGUUUCAGUUUGUUGUAUCUGCAGACGUAGCUAAAAUGUAUAGGCAGGUUUUGAUAGCUCCCAACCAACGUAAUCUGCAGAGAAUUCUUUGGCGCGACUCGACCUCAGAUCCUAUUAAAAUCUACAAUUUGAACACCGUGACUUAUGGCCAGGCAUCGGCCAGUUAUUUGGCAGUGCGGUGUAUAUCUCAGCUUGCUGAUGACUGUGAAGCGGAAAGCCCAGGUGUAUCUAAAGUAAUCAGAAAUUCAUUCUACGUGGAUGAUUACCUCUGUUCUUUUGCUUCAGUAGAAGAAGCUAUAGCUAUGUCCAAGGCAGUUUCUGCAGUAUUGGAAACUGGAAAGUUUCAGCUGCGAAAAUGGAUGUCUAAUGACAAGGAAAUUUUGAGUGGUAUGAGUCACGAUGAUAAAGAGUUUAAUGUGAUAGAAUUUGGUGAGAACGAAAACGCAAAAACCUUGGGUUUAACUUGGUCAUGUGCGUCAGACUAUUUGACUUAUACCAUAGGGAAAUAUGACAUAUGUAAUAAGGUUUCUAAGAGGACAAUUUUGUCUAGUAUCGCUCAGGUUUUUGACCCGCUAGGGCUGCUAUCACCGUGUGUGAUCAUUGUUAAAAUUUUAAUUCAAAAGCUGUGGCUGGAAAAGUUGUCGUGGGAUGAAGCGUUGCCAUCAAAUCUCCAUAAUGUAUGGUUGAAGUUUCGUAUGGAGUUAUACAGUAUAAAUGAUCUUAAAAUUCCGCGACACGCGUCGUGUCCAAAGGCUCUAGUGGUAGAAUUGCAUGGAUUUUCUGACGCAAGCGACGAUGCCUAUGGGGGUGCUAUUUAUUUGCGCACUAUAGAUAGUGAGGGUACUAUUACUGUGAGGCUUUUGUGCGCCAAAAGUAAAGUGAGUCCUUUAAAGCGAUUAACAACGCCGCGCUUAGAAAUUUGUGGAGCUCUAGUGUUAGCGCGUUUACUGGACAAAGUUUUGAAGUCAUUAAAUAUGAAAAUAAAUAGAUGUGUUCUCUGGACUGAUUCAACGAUAGUGAUAGGGUGGCUUAGAACUUCUCCAAACAUGCUUCAAACCUUUAUUAGUAGCAGGGUGUCAGAAAUUCAAUCGUUGACUGCUAACCAGGAAUGGAGGCAUAUUUCAUCCAAACUUAAUCCAGCGGAUGUCUUAUCACGCGGUGUUUCUCCAAAGCAAAUCUUAAAUUUGGAUUUAUGGUGGAAUGGUCCACAAUUUUUGGGAGGAGAUGAAGAUACUUGGCCCCAGUCUAUCGUUAAGCCGGAAAAUCUACCUGACUUGCGCACAAAAAAGAAAAUUUUUUCUCUCAUGUCUAUUGAGUUUGAUGAGUAUAUUUUUAGUAAGUUUUCUAGCUACAGUAAAUUGGUUCGAGUGACGGCUUGGGUGUUGAGAUUUCGUCAAAAUUGUGUGGCUGAGAAAAACGGAUAUAAUCUUCUUAAGGGUUCUCUUUCUACAAAGGAAAUUAACAACGCAAUAUCAUGCUUAGUGAGGGCUUCUCAAAAAUUAAGUUUUUCUGAGGAAUAUAGUUGUUUAGAACAGGGAAUACCUCUUGAGAACAAGAGCCGCCUUUUGUCUUUAAAUCCUUUUCUAGACGGAAAAGGACUUUUACGGGUAGGAGGUCGACUGCGACAUGCAGAUUUUAGCUUUAACAAAAGACAUCCCAUGUUAAUUUCUCCUAAGCAUCCAAUUGCCAAAUUGAUUUGUGAUUACGAACACAAAAGGUUGAUGCAUGCCGGACCUCAAUUAUUGCUAGCAUCAAUAAGGAAUAAGUAUUGGCCAGUGUCAGGAAGAAAUUUGGUAAGGGCUACAGUUAAAAAAUGUCUAAGGUGUUGCCGGUUUAGCCCUCAAGCCAUAAGGCCUAUCAUGGGUGAUCUUCCUGCUGAUAGAUUAAAUUCUCGAAGUGUUUUUGAAAUUGUCGGUGUCGAUUACAUGGGACCUCUUCAUAUUAAAGAUAAAAAAGGUCGAGGUGCUAAGAUGUCCAAGUGCUAUGUUAGUGUUUUUGUGUGCUUUUUAACUAAGGCACUGCACUUGGAAGUUGUAACCGAUCUUACUAGCGAUGCAUUUUUAUUAACGUUUAGACGAUUCGUGGCUCGCCGCGGCAAACCUAGUCAGGUUUUUUCGGAUAAUGGUCUAAACUUUGUAGGUGCCAACCGAGAACUGAAAGAGUUGGGUUAUUUUUUAAGGGAAAAUGAGAAAAGGUUGGGUGAUAUGUUUGCGCAAGAAGGAGUGCAAUGGCAUUUUAUACCAGCCCAAUCCCCUCACUUUGGAGGAUUAUGGGAGGCGGGUGUAAAAUCCACAAAGCAUCAUUUAAGGAGGGUUGCGGGAAAUGCGAAUUUGACAUUUGAGGAAAUGACAACUUUAUUAGCUCAGAUCGAGUCCAUCUUAAACUCCCGUCCCCUUACCCCUCUCUCACCCGAUCCAAACGAUUAUUGUCCUUUGACUCCCGCCCACUUUUUGAUUGGGAAGAGCCUAGAGGAGCUGCCAGAUCCAGAAGUUCUCCAUAUUCCUGAAUCCCGGUUGACAGCCUUUCAACGGAUCCAGCAGAUGAAACAACACUUCUGGUCCAGGUGGAGUAAAGAAUACGUCAGCGAACUUCAGCAACGUGUUAAGUGGAAGCAGACGCAGUCAGAUGUGCAGCUGGGCGGUUUGGUGCUAGUCAAGGAGGAUAAUACUCCUGCGUUGAGGUGGCGUCUGGGGCGAAUCGUUCGAGUAUUUCCUGGUGCUGACAAGGUGAACCGAGUCGCGGAAAUCAAAACUUCAAAUGGAACUAUUAAACGUUCUUUUGCUAAGAUAUGUCCGUUGCCCGUAGAAACUCAAAGUGACUAAUUCAGUUUAGUGGGGUUGAACACAGUGCAGUGCUUCAAGGUGGGGGGCAUGUUCGGAACUUUUGAUAUUCUUAGUUUUACCCUGCCCGGACUAACAAUUUAGCAACCAUUUAUCGACCGGACUAAUACAACGACGUCACCGUCGCGAGGUUUUAUGCGCACUUUUCGGCCGGUUCACGCUGGGCAAAAAAGAAAAAAUAUUGCGUCAGUUGGCUGGAUGAUUUGUCAGGGACCAUACGUUCUCCGUGCCCAGUCAAAACACAAAACGUGGUUUAUUUUUUAUGUAUUUAUAUAUUUAAAUUAAUAUUAAGUAGUAAGUCAUUCCCUUCAAUAUAUUAUGGCUUUGUGUGUUUAUAAAA